CCGCCUCUGGAUUUCCUCCCCCCGAGCUGUCGACGACGGCGACGCGCGCUCCCCGCUAUAAAUCGCUCCCCCGAGCCGGAGCCGGAGACCGCGAGAGCAGAAAUCCACCGCCCGUUCCUUGGUUCCCGAGGCGGCAGAGUUUUGUUUGUCUCGCGCCGCGCGGCUCGUGCUCGUGCUCCUCUGUUUCUUGGGUGGGCAGCAGCAGGCAUGCAGAGGAGCAACUCGUUCGGGACGUCGUGGGCGGACCAGUGGGACAACGGCGGCGACCCGAGCCCGAGGGCGCCGCGCGACCACGGCCGCGCGGGGAAGGCCGGCGCCGGCGCCGGCGUGGGGGAGAAGACCAAGGCGGCCGCGGCGACCGGGCUCAGGAAGGUGAAGGAGGGCACGGCGCACGGGUUCCAGUGGAUCAAGGACAAGUGCCAGAAGAAGAGCACCGGCGCCGGCGGCGGCAAGAAGCAGCAGGGGUCCGAGGUCGCGGGGUACUGACAUGACGGCCUGAUCAGAUCACCGUGGUCCGGCGUCGACAUGCUGUCUCCGGUUGAUCCCUCCCUGCGUUGGUUGCAGCGUUCUCCAACGGCAGCAUGUUGGAGAAGAUUUUUAUAGGCUGCUGCUGCUUGUUUAUAGGUGUGUGUGCAUAGGUUAUGGUUUCGCGGUGAUCUCGCCGCUGUUGCGGUUGUCUUGUGCAGUUCGUCGCUCCGGCGUCUGCUGGUUACCGGAUUUGGUCGUGUUGGCGUUUUCGAUGUAUAUAGAAUGAUUUUUAUUUCCUUUAUUCGUGUUUGAUUGUUUGUCUUGGGCUUCUGGUUAGUGCUGGUUGUGUAAUUCGAGGUCUUAAUUUGCUGCUCU
Messenger RNA from Panicum hallii, 843 nucleotides. RefSeq lists its product as uncharacterized. Bases 208 to 486 code for a protein of 92 amino acids. The record is from RefSeq and is a predicted model, not a curated record. The transcript has a single exon. Lineage: Eukaryota; Viridiplantae; Streptophyta; Magnoliopsida; Poales; Poaceae.